This is a messenger RNA of Symbiodinium pilosum, 255 nucleotides long. The record is from the annotation of a GenBank genome assembly. NCBI's taxonomy places the organism in Eukaryota, Dinophyceae, Suessiales, Symbiodiniaceae.
GAUGUCGCGGCGGCCCAUAAGCUGAGAGGGCGCUAUGAUCCUCCAAGGCAGUCCAAGUUCAGAGUCUCCGCAAUUCUGCGCUUCGUGCGCCCGGAUGGCUCAACCGACAUCUUGGAGGCCGUGAAUGCCGAGCCCCACGACGCGAACAUCCGCGGUGCGAUCUGUGCUGAGAGAGCGGCUCUCUGCCAGUUCCAGAAGGACGAGCUUCAGAAAGGCAGCCGGGUUGUGCGGGUAGUCUGCGCCACCGACUGCGAG